This is a messenger RNA of Piliocolobus tephrosceles (Ugandan red Colobus), 1413 nucleotides long. It is a transcript of the gene LRRC45, whose product is annotated as leucine rich repeat containing 45. The record is from RefSeq and is a predicted model, not a curated record. The transcript has 9 exons. The annotation marks the transcript as partial. Lineage: Eukaryota; Metazoa; Chordata; Mammalia; Primates; Cercopithecidae. Gene Ontology annotation, molecular function: protein binding. Gene Ontology annotation, cellular component: centrosome; plasma membrane.
CCCGCGGCCUCUCCCGGCGCGCCUUGUUCUUCCUGGAUACUGAGGCCCCGACGCGGCAGUCGCGAGGGCGGGGGUCGGGGCUGCAGGCGCGGCAGGGCCGGGUGGGGUCGCGCGACGCGCCUGCCUGCUUCCUGCACGGGUAGUCCCCAAGCACUGCGGGGCCCCAGCCCAAAGCGGACCUUCACUACCGCCCAGCCCCGCGCUCCAGGACCUCCCGCCCGCGGAGCCCACUCGGAUUGCUCUUCGUCUGGGUCGGCGGAGGCCCCGUCUCCCGUACUCGGCGCUGGGACUGCUCCGCACCGGGCGGCUCCCUUUAAGCAGCUGCGGGAGCAUGCGGAGGAGGCCCUGCCGGCCCCGCGGGUCAUGGAGGAGUUCCGGCGCUCCUACAGCCGCCUGUGCAGGGAGAGUGGGGCCGAGCCCCAGAAGGCUGUCCUGCAGCAGCUGCACCAGCUUCCCAGGGGCCGGCUGGACCUGGCCACGCAGAGCCUGACGGUGGAGACCUGCAGGGCCCUGGGCAAGCUGCUGCCGAGGGAGAUGCUGUGCACAGAGCUGGUCCUGAGUGACUGCAUGCUCAGCGAAGAAGGGGCCACGCUGCUGCUCCGAGGCCUGUGUGCCAACACCGUGCUGCGCUUUCUGGACUUGAAGGGCAACAACCUUCGGGCUGCAGGGGCCGAGGCUCUGGGAAAACUCCUCCAACAGAACAAGUCCAUUCAGAGCCUCACGCUGGAGUGGAACAGCCUGGGCACGUGGGACGAUGCCUUUGCCACCUUCUGCGGGGGCCUGGCGGCCAACGGCGCCCUGCAGCAGCUGGACCUCCGCAACAACCAGAUCAAUCACAAGGGCGCUGAGGAGCUGGCCCUCGCCCUGAAGGGCAACACCACCCUCCAGCAGCUGGACCUGCGCUGGAAUAAUAUUGGCCUCCUGGGAGGCCGGGCCCUCAUGAACUGUCUCCCCAGCAACAGAACCCUGUGGAGGCUGGACCUGGCUGGGAACAACAUCUCCGGAGAUGUCCUCAGAGCCGUGGAGCAAGCCAUGGGCCACAGCCAGGACCGGCUCACCACCUUCCAGGAGAACCAAGCCCGCACUCACGUCCUCAGCAAGGAGGUGCAGCACCUCCGGGAGGAGAAGUCCAAGCAGUUUCUGGACUUGAUGGAGACCAUUGAUAAGCAGCGGGAAGAGAUGGCCAAGAGCAGCAGGGCGUCGGCAGCCCGCGUAGGACAGCUUCAGGAAGCCCUGAAUGAGAGGCACUCCAUCAUCAACGCUCUCAAGGCCAAGCUGCAGAUGACGGAGGCCGCCCUGGCUCUGUCAGAGCAGAAGGCCCAGGACCUGGGGGAGCUCCUGGCCACAGCGGAGCAGGAGCAGCUGAGCCUAUCGCAGAGGCAGGCCAAGGAGCUCAAGCUGGAGCAGCAGGUG